UGUUUGAAAGAACCGAUUCCGGAAAGUGAAUCAGACUUCCUAUCGCUAAACAACAACUUUGUCCGUCAUAAAUUAUACAUUUUAAAUCGCCUAUAAUUAGUUAGGCCAAAGCUUUAUUAAUUUUUACAAGCGCGACACAAUAAUGAUUUACUAAAUGGAUUGAAGUUUGUUCUUUGGUCCAGCGUGUGUUUUGUAUGUUGCAUGAACUUUCACCUCAGUUCCCAUAGCCACGCAGGAUCUUGUGGAUUUGCCAGGACAUACAGUGACUAAACUAACACGGAUCUUUUAACUCUGAGUAUGCACUGCUUUUCGACUUUUUAGUCUUUUAUUCCUGAAAGAGUUUGGUUGCACACUAGCUGUUGCACACAUGGAAACUUUCAUUAGCUUCACUAACCAAAGUCAAGGAAGGGAUCGCAUAUUCAGAGCAACCCAAUAUGCAUGCGCUUUGGCGAAAUAUCUUCUGAGAAAUGAAGCGAAGAGAAAAGAGCUGGUGAAAAAGCUGCAUUUUCUGGAGUCUAAUAUGAGUUCGGGGCGGAAGCUAUUCAGGCUUGGGAACACGGUGAACUCUGUCAGUGCAGCCAAGAGCACUCUUGAUAUUUCUGACCCCGUGCUGCGCUUUUGCCUUACUUUUGCCAACUUCAGCCGUGCCUUGUACUUCAUCUGUGACAACAUACUCUGGGCCAGAAGUAUCGGGCUAAUACAAGAUAUCAACAAGGAGCGUUGGAGCUUAAACUCCACUCGCUUCUAUUUCCUGUCAUUGGUCAUGAAUCUAACCAGAGACGUCUAUGCAAUUGUCCAACUCAUGGUGCAGAAGUCUCGGGACAGACACUACCAGCAAAAAGUCGACCAGCACCUUAAUGAAAGCCCGGAUGUGGCUUGUGUCAUAGUGCCUCAGCUUGAUGUGUUCCUCUUCCUUCUCCUCGAGAGCCUCAGAAGUCAGCCGUCUGUGGCUCUCGAUACACUUAAAAAUGUUUGCGAUCUUUUCAUUCCACUUGACAAACUGGGCAUUUACCAGACAAAUGCAGGGGUGGUGGGCUUCUGCGGGCUCGUUUCCUCUUUCUUAGGCAUACUGUCAGUCUUGAGGCCCAACCUCAGAAUCAAGCCAUGAUUUAGUGAAUGAGGAAAAUGCUUUAGAGUAACAUCUUGAAUUAGGAUGCUUUCCUAACAAAUGCUUUUAAUGUGAAAUUAGACUUCCAUUAAGCUUACUUUUGUGAAGGGAUCAACUUAAUUGUUGUGUAAGAGAAUAGAACAUACCCCUAAUGCAGCAGUGCACCUGCAAAAAAUAAUACUAAAAAUUAGCAUCAUUUAGAUGAGAUUUCGCAGUGUGUGUUUGACCACAUGCUGUGUACACUUUCAUUAAAUAGAGUGCCUUGCCAUAUCUGUUGUUGUAUUACCAUGGAAGCCCAAGUGAAAUAAUACACCUGUAUAAGCACCGUUUAGUACUUUUAAUAGAGAUUAUAUCACUUUGGUACCGAUAUUGAGAUGAUGAGGGUACAUUAACAAACUUGUGACAUUUAUUUUCCUGGCAAAAGAUGCUCUUUAUGGUGGCAGAUGCACAGCUUUUUGAAAUAUGUGCUUGACAUUUAGUCUCUUCUAUGUGGAGAACCAUUGUGAAAUUAGAUAUAUUCUACCUCAUCCUGGCAGAUCCUAGAGUUGUUUACAGAUGUGUAUUUUAUUUUAGGUGUCAGACAGGGUUUUGUUGGUUGUUAUUUUCAGUUUUGGUUUAUCAUGACAAGACAACUUUUAUUACGUUCUGAUUCUAGAUAAUUGGUUGUCAGCACAAACUGCUUUAAAAACUGUGAACUUUAAUAAAGCAAUUUUUAUGCACUGUUAAAAA
Ctenopharyngodon idella (grass carp) is the source of this 1837-nucleotide messenger RNA. It is a transcript of the gene pex11a, whose product is annotated as peroxisomal biogenesis factor 11 alpha. Lineage: Eukaryota; Metazoa; Chordata; Actinopteri; Cypriniformes; Xenocyprididae. Gene Ontology annotation, biological process: peroxisome fission; regulation of peroxisome size. The coding region runs from base 368 to 1108 and encodes 246 amino acids. The transcript is spliced from 3 exons. Gene Ontology annotation, cellular component: peroxisomal membrane. The record is from RefSeq and is a predicted model, not a curated record.